AAAUACUACAACACCAUGCUCCGUGUUUAACUGAACUUUUUAUCUUAAACGCGGUUUUACUAUAUCACUACUUUGUAAGAAUGUGAAUGGGAUAUUAUGCAAACAGGAAGUUUAAAAAAUACAUUAGGCUACACUUUUAAAAAUGAGAUAUUUUUUUGCAAUGAGUUUUGUUUGGAUGAUAGUAUUGCUUAACAUAAAAGAUGCAGAAUGUGAAAGUAGUGUGCAGGAUCCAAGUCUUGUUUUAUCUCCAGCAAUGGUCGAUGAACACAGUCCGCAAACAAUGAUAUGUCAAUGCAAAAGUAAUCUUAGCAUUGCAUCAGUUUCGUGGUAUGCAAAUGAUUUAAUUCAAGGUGCUUUAAGAGUUAACGGAUCAUGCCUGAAACUGUUUUGGAGUAAUGAAAAACUUCACAGCUAUUCAUGUGACGUUAUCAAGAAGACUUUUAAUCUCACAAUCAUGAAUGUGAGGAGAAGUAACAGAAGUGAUGUGUGGAGAUGUGGAAUUGCUUUUAGUGGGUUAAUUGAACGUGGAAGGAGUAAUGUUGUUAAACCGGCAUUAAAAGUUCCAAUCACACUGGUUCAGAUAAUAACCCAUCAAACAGAAAAUGUAAUAACCAUCGAAGAGAGUGUGUCACAUCAGUUCAAAUGUGUCACAUCUGGAGGGCUACCAGAACCAAUAGUAAAAUUUUACAACGAUUCUAGAACGCCAAAUGAUACCAGUGAUGAUAUAGAGAUAACUGCAACAGUUAUUUCAGCAUAUAGCCAGUCUUAUGAUGAUCUGAUAAUAACAACAAGUGUCUUGACAAUCAUAACCUCAAAGUUUGACGAUCAAAUCAGCAUAUACUGUUCAGCAUACAGCUCCCCGGACCAGACACCAUUAUAUUCUGCUCGAAAACUAACGCUCAAUGUCCUACAUGGUCCAGAUGGUCCAGCCGUAAUAAUAGGAUUAAAAAAGGGUGUUCCAUACCGUGUAAUAGAGAACAGACAAGGACAACUUACGUGUGUUAUCACAGGAGGAAACCCCUUACCAACAUUAACAUGGACCUGUUAUACUAUAGGAACAGCAGAUAAGGUUGAUGAUAAGACAGUAUCAAAGACAGCUAGAUGGACAGCAGUUCGUGGGCCAGACCUAAAGUGCACGUGCUACUAUUCUCAUCCGACGAAAAGCGGAUACAUAUCAAUACAAGUUCAGACUUUGUACCCACCGAAUAAGCCAAUAUUUCACAUAAAGUCAACAGAAGUAAAUGGUACAAUACAGAUCUUUAAGCACAAUCAAAUCUCGAUAACUUGUUCUAGCUCCGGCAGACCUGACGAUAUAGAAUAUUCAUGGUCCUCAAACACAGGAACAACGUUUGGUGAUGUAAUGACUGUAAACAGAGUAGAAAAUAAUGGCCAGUAUAUAUGUUAUGCAAAGAACUUUUUAGACCAAUCAGAUGGUGAAGUUAUUGUAGGUUCUAAUUCAUCGUCAAUAACCAUUGAAAUGUUGUAUCCACCAGAAGUAAAAAAUAUGCAAAAUCAAAAUAUUUUAGAAGGAGAUACUCUGUCAUUCCCUUGUCCUGUAACAGUUGGUAACCCUUCAAUGACAUCAUUCAAGUGGACAACAUCAAAUGAUACUAGGGUAUGGAACACGCAGAUCCUAACAAUUGUUAAUGUGUCGAGAAAUGAUGCCAUGCUUUAUUCGUGUGAGGUCGCAAACGUUAUGAAAGAAACUGGGAAAUUACUACAAAUAUCUGUUCCUGACAGUAAAACAUUCUUUUUGAAUGUCAUAUAUGGAACAACUAUAAAUGCCUUUUUUGUUGCUCGAUUUGCCAAUAUAAUGUCAGUAACAGUUAACGAAACAGAAAAUGUGCAUUUGCAUUGCAAUGCGGAAAGCAACCCUAGAUCUGAUAUUGUCAUUAAAAAUCAAACAGGGUAUGCCAUGAAAUCAGGUUCUGAUGUGAACAAUUUAAACCAUUUACUGUUAUCAGUUACCUGUCUCGACGCUGGAACUUACACGUGCUCAGGAUCAAAUGGCUAUGGUACUAGGGAAUCAAUGGAACAAUUAACUCUAUAUGUAAAUUGUGCACCAAUGCUGUCUCCAAAGCUACAAAUAAAAACAGCUAUAAGGACUGCUGAGCACAAUUCUGCAGUAUUAACGUUUAGGACAGUCGCUUAUCCAAAGCCCUUUAAAGAAGACUUUUUAUGGUUUAGGUGGUAUAAUAAUGAAUGGAAACCCCUGAAAAAUAACCAAGCAUUUCAAAUAGACAUUGAAGCUUUAGAGUCAAAUUUAACUGUUUAUAACGUGAACAAGACCGUUUAUGGAAUAUACAAGAUCAUUGUUAAGAAUACUAUGGGGCAGUAUGAGCAGAUGUUUCUUCUACAGCCUGAUGAGAGCCAACUUCAAAGCAGUUGUCCCGAAUCAAAGUCUAUCAUUACUGGGGUUGUUCUAGGAGUAGUUAUCGCUGCGCUGGCACUAUAUGCGGGUUAUCUUACUUUUUUGUUAAAACGAACAGGUUUUCAUGAAGGUCCAGCACAAUCCAGGAAUCCAACCGAUAAUAUGUAAGUUUUAAAAUAUCUACAGACAUCAACUAUGUCACACAUAAACCGAU
Molecule: messenger RNA, 2585 nt
Organism: Ruditapes philippinarum (Manila clam)
Lineage: Eukaryota; Metazoa; Mollusca; Bivalvia; Venerida; Veneridae
Product: B-cell receptor CD22-like
Exons: 10
Coding region: 143-2539 (798 amino acids)
Biological process (GO): cell-cell adhesion
Cellular component (GO): cell-cell junction
Molecular function (GO): cell adhesion molecule binding
Source: RefSeq, a predicted model, not a curated record